Molecule: messenger RNA, 2019 nt
Organism: Mangifera indica (mango)
Lineage: Eukaryota; Viridiplantae; Streptophyta; Magnoliopsida; Sapindales; Anacardiaceae
Product: mitogen-activated protein kinase kinase kinase 5-like
Biological process (GO): protein phosphorylation
Molecular function (GO): protein kinase activity; ATP binding
Source: RefSeq, a predicted model, not a curated record
GAAGCAUUGCCUGACUCAAUCGAGAACCUAACCAAUUUAAAGUUCCUCGAUAUAUCUGAAUGUCUGGGCAUCGCAGAAUUCCCAGUGCAGAUUGGAAGAAGCUUGGACGAGAGAGAACGAGACAGUUUUAUAGAUAGAGAUAGAUAUAGAUCAGAUGGAGCUGGCGACGGAGUUUCAUCAACAAUUAAGAGCAUGUUCUCCUGCCUUGUUAAGAGGAAGAAGACUGGAUAUUUGGAGACGAGGCCAACAAGGAAGUUGCAGCUAGAUCUGAAUACAAUUGAAAGCUCUAGAGAAAAGAUGUUUCAGCAUUAUUAUAAUUUUCCUCAGGGUAAUAAAGUAUGGUCUGCCCCAGAGAUGCUGCGUUUAGAUAUUCCUGGCCUUCGUUCAUCUGCAUACUUUGAUUACACUGCUUUUAGUGCUGAUAAUUCUCCUUGUCAAAGUCCUCCUAGUAUAAGCCCAUGUCGAAACCCUGUUAGCCCAACUGGGACUCCCUCACCGAUGAAUUCCAAAUUGUCCCGUGAAACUGCUAGUCAUGUUGAAGUCCAUCUACCUCUUCCUCCAGGUUCACCCAUUUCUUCAGCUUCAACUUCUAUUCCACAUAUUCCAGCUAAACCUGAACCUUUUCCAAUGAAUAGUCAGUGGCAAAAGGGAAAGCUUAUUGGACGGGGUACUUUUGGAAGUGUUUAUGUUGCCAGCAAUCGAGAAACCGGAGCUUUGUGUGCGAUGAAAGAGGUUGAAAUAUUUCCCGGUGACCCAAAAUCUGCUGAGUGUAUAAAGCAACUGGAACAGGAAAUCAAAGUUCUUAGCCAAUUGAAGCACCCAAACAUUGUGCAGUAUUAUGGUAGUGAAAUAGUUGAAGACAAAUUUUAUAUAUAUCUGGAGUAUGUUCAUCCUGGUUCGAUUAACAAAUAUGUCCAUGAACAUUGUGGAGCAAUGACAGAGUCUGUUGUUCGCAAUUUUACUCGUCAUAUUCUUUUUGGAUUGGCUUACUUACAUAGUAAAAAGACGAUCCACAGGGACAUCAAAGGAGCUAAUCUACUUGUUGAUGCGUUAGGAAUUGUUAAGCUUGCUGACUUUGGAAUGGCUAAACUUCUGACUGGACAAGGAGCCCUUCUUUCUAUGAAGGGAAGCCCAUACUGGAUGGCUCCAGAGCUCAUAAUGUCGGUCAUGCAGAAAGAUGGCAACUCUGAUCUUGCACUUGCUGUUGAUAUCUGGAGCUUGGGUUGUACUAUAAUUGAAAUGUUUACUGGGAAACCUCCAUGGAGUGAGUUUGAAGGGGCUGCAGCUAUGUUUAAGGCUAUGAAGGAUAUCCCAACCAUACCUGAAAACUUAUCAGCUGAGGGCAAGGAUUUUUUGCGAUGUUGCUUCCGGAGAUAUCCUGCAGAGAGGCCAACUGCCAGCAUGUUACUAGAACACCAAUUCUUGAAAAACUCACAACAUACUGAUAUCACAUCUUGCUCUCAUCCGUUUAUUGGGAUGAAAUUGACUGAUAAACCCCAAACUCCCAGAGAAUUGUGAGGGUAAAAUUGAUCAGUUUCCUCUCUUCUGAGGCCACAAACUCAACAAAAUUGUCUUCUGAAAGAAUGAUCAAUGAUCCUCCGUUGAAACUUCCAACUAGAGUUUGCAUUUGAUAAUUCUCCAUGUUCAAUCUUCGAUGAUCUUCCUCGUUUAUGUCCUCUAUGCAUCAAGCACAGCACACACAGUUUAAUAUGGAGGAAAUGGAGGUUAUUCUAUCAUGUAUUGUCACUGUGUUGAUUGAUUCUGCCAUAGAAUUAUUUAGGAAGAUGGAGCUUGUGGGAAUUGAUCAAAGCCUCCUGAAGUCUGAAAAGUUAUUAAUAACAUCCUUCCUUGAAGCAAAAGUAUAACUAGGUAGAGUGAAUACAGAAGCAGGUUUGUGUACUCUACUAAUUAAAAAUCUGUGCAUAUGUAUCUGUAAAUUUUACUAAUUGAGGAUCAAUCUGUAGAUUUUGGCUUAACCUAGUCGCCUAUCAAUGUCAAUAUCAUGUUGGCUUUUUACCA